This is a messenger RNA of Penicillium taxi, 672 nucleotides long. Its product is annotated as PEX11 domain protein. Gene Ontology annotation, biological process: peroxisome fission; regulation of peroxisome size. The coding region runs from base 1 to 672 and encodes 223 amino acids. Gene Ontology annotation, cellular component: peroxisomal membrane. The transcript is spliced from 3 exons. The record is from RefSeq and is a predicted model, not a curated record. NCBI's taxonomy places the organism in Eukaryota, Fungi, Ascomycota, Eurotiomycetes, Eurotiales, Aspergillaceae.
AUGGCAUCAAAACUAUCGCGAUUCUUCCAUAAUGGUGCCGGUCUGGAGAAGACACUCCGUCUGAUCCAAUCCAUGGCCCAGAUAGCUGCGGUGUUUAGUGUGUCUAGCACCGCUGUACGACUGACCACGACCAAGUUACAAUUAGCUUUGUCACGCCGUUUCUUCCGCUUCUUUGGAUUUCUCGACUCCUUCCAACGUGUUUCGACAUUAUUGAGCAAUGGAGAGAUGAAGUCUGUGGCUGGCUGUUUGGACCUGGCUCAGUGGACCUUCUUUGGACUUUACUUUGUGCUGGAGGAUCUGACUAUCCUGCAUGCAAUGGGUGUCUAUGCUGUAUCAUGGGAAGAGUCAGUGAUGCGUGAGGCCAAUAAAUUCUGGCUCUAUGCAUUGACUGUCUCUAUUGUUGGCAGUCUUUAUGCUCUUCUCUUUGCUGCGCCGAGGGAGGCUCAGGUCGAUGAGAAGGUGGACGAGAAAAAGAGCUGCAAGGCUAAGAAAGCCGAGAGCACUAUGAUCAGUACAAAGACGGGACUCGUGAAGAAGAUUGUGCUGGAUAGCUGCGAUAUCCUGAUUCCUAUCAGUCUUCUGAAGUGGCAUCCCAUUGGAGAUUUAGAAGUGGGGAUAACUAUGGUUAUCAGCACAGUGUGGACUGGGCUCGAUAUCUGGUCCCAGAUGUGA